Molecule: messenger RNA, 2020 nt
Organism: Microstroma glucosiphilum
Lineage: Eukaryota; Fungi; Basidiomycota; Exobasidiomycetes; Microstromatales; Microstromataceae
Exons: 1
Coding region: 74-1855 (593 amino acids)
Biological process (GO): RNA processing
Source: RefSeq, a predicted model, not a curated record
CAUACCUUCCCACCCUUGCACCCUAUCGUCUGUUCUACCGACGAUCACCCUCUGUCACAUCUCCGGCGGAACGAUGGCAAAGAAGAACAGCUUGUCUUCUAAUCCUGCAGAUGCUGCUCGCAAAGCGGCUCGUCAAAGGGAAUUGAAGAAGAACAAGGCGGAUCGGGAAGCCGUGCGAGAGCAUGCUCUAGUCAAGAAGGACACCAGCACGCUCGAGAAUGAGAUCAGGCAGCUCGAGAGAUCCGGCAAGACGGGUCCAGAGCUAGAAGAUCUGAAGAGCGAGCUUCGGAAAGCAAAGGGAGCCAAAGACAAAUACCUGGAGAAACAUCCCGAGCAUAAAAAGUUCAUCUAUCCGCAUUCCCAGGAACAAAAGGCCGAGGAGACUGGUGAUCAUGGGAGGGGACUUUUUAGGCCCGAUGGAAAGCCUCGCUUCCCGGAGAGAAGCGUCUACUACCAUCCUGUCUUCAAUCCUUGGGGUGCGCCGCCUCCUGGUAUGCCAUACGCUGAGAAGCCUCCGCAUGAGUGGGCUUCGAGCAGUCAGCUGCCGGCUCAGCCGCCGCCGCCUUCAGUAGGCAGCUCACUACCCAACCCAGCAGGCGAUAGCGACGACGAUGAUGACAUUGCAAUGCCUCCCGGGCCACCACCUCCAAAAGCGACCCAAAACGGAGCUACGCACACUUCCGACCACGACAGCGAAGAUGACGAUGACGACGACGACAUCGUCAUGCCAUCUGGACCUCCUCCUUCAGCCGCAUUGCUUCCUAGACCUCCAUUCCAGCCACAGCAGCCCAUACAGCCGCAUUUGGGCAUCUACAGUGGUCCACCUCCGUAUGGUGUUCGGCCUCCGCCACCACCCCCCGUAGGUGGCUACCCAGGUCCCCACCGUGCAGCACCAGGGCCGAUGACGAAUCGUCCACCCUAUCCUUCUCACCUCUCACAAGGUCCUAUGAUGCGUCCAGCGCCACGACCGGGUCAUCCUUAUGCUCGAACCCAGGCUCGACCUCCUGUUCCGCCAGGCCUUGCCCAUCCUGCUGGACCGGCCAAUGGCGCUCCUCCCUCCAUGGCCCGGCCUCGCCCACCUCCAGACGCCCCGCUUGGGCCUUCCGCUGCUCGGUCAUCUACCUCAACAUCGGUAUCUGCGGCACCCUCGAUAGGUCAGACUGCUCCUGCCGCUCCCUCAGCGACCAUCAGCUCAGCUCCGCAACUCCGAGACCUCAAGAAGGAGGCUGUGACAUUCCUUCCGCCCUCUGUGAGGAAGCAGAAGUCAAAGGCGCAACAGAAGGCGAAGAUGGCCGGGUUGAGCAGAGGAAUCAGAGCCAAUCCAGACGUCGGAGACGAAGACGAGAGCGAGCACACCUUUGCUGGAGAAAUCUCGACCGAGCAACAGGCUCAGCAGGAAGUGCAUAAUGGGUAUGAAGAAGCAGAGAUGAACGAGGAGGAAGAGGAGAGGAGAGAACCCCAAGUCUCUCUAGAGGCUGCCCAACUUUACGUCCCUUCGGUGCAAGAGGCCUCUCCGGGACUCCCUGCAGCCCUCAAGGAACUCUCUCCUCCGCUGAAAGCGGAGAAGAAGACAUCUGUAAUGCCCUCUCUUGUUGGUUACUACGACUCCGAUGAGGAGGGAUCGGGCGAUGAGGACAGCUCUGAGCUGGACGAGACCGAUUCCCACAAUCAGGAGCGGAAAGAAAGCCCUUCUGCAAAGGCUACCGCAAGCUCCACUGUUAGCAAGGCAACACCUGCUCAGGGUAGAGUCAAUCUCGUUGAGGCCCUGAAGGCACAGAUGCCUGCAUCCGCUCAGCCAAAGAAGGCUGCGGAUGGCGACUAUGAGAAAUGGCUGCAAAGCAUUGGCGGUGCAUGACAAAUGGCGUGCUGUUAUCUCAGCAAAAGAUGUCAUUGUCUAGUCGUCUAGUCUAAUUCUACUGCACUUGCUGGUAUCUGGCCAAGCGCUCUUGCGCUGAUUGACCGUUCCACCUCUCUAUCGCAGUGUGAUCGAGAGUGGGAAGACCCAGCUGCUCAAUGAUGA